Messenger RNA from Marchantia polymorpha subsp. ruderalis, 1174 nucleotides. Lineage: Eukaryota; Viridiplantae; Streptophyta; Marchantiopsida; Marchantiales; Marchantiaceae. The record is from the annotation of a GenBank genome assembly.
CGGAAAGGAAGCCCGUCCUGCUUUUCACCUGGCCAGCUCGAGUCGCUCCAUAAAGACAGCAUGAGUUGGUCCCGAGCUUCCCAGAAUGUCAACACGAACAACGGCUGACGAAGAGGAGGAGCAAAGCUUCGGUCUCACCAUCGAUCCAGACACAUUUGCAGCGAUGGUGGAGGUGAGGUGCGAGCUGCCUUGACGGUCUCGGAGGUGCUGCUGCAGCAUCACGCCUAUGGUUGCUGGAUUUAUGACCAUAUCCAGGGGUUGUUGAAUCUACUUCCAAAGCACAUGAUCUGGCAAUCAUAUUUGAGGGCGAGUCGAGUCCUGGGUGCUCACAAUGCCACCAGACACAAGUGCUGGCAAGGCGGAGAAUGUUCAGUACUUUCAGGGUUCGCGUUCUUUUCCACUCGCUGCAAAAAUUUAUAUUCUCUUCCGACUCUUUCCGGCUCUUUCGAUCGAACGAGGUCCGUCAUUGCGAGCAUUGCGAGGCAUAGUAACUCUUUCUCCAUGAGGUAUCCAACGAUUGUGACUUCCUGACGAUGAGACAGCAACCGCUUCUCAUCUGAAGCAAGUGCUGGGGCCGGGCCACCCAAACCAACAACAGCAACAACGAGGGAAAAAGCGACACACAAAAUCACGGUUCUGAUCUCAGUACAUGUUCAACAAAUAAUUAAAUAGUUUUAGGGUAGAUCUGAUGUAAGCCUCUUCACCAAUCAUAAUCGACACCAUGCUUGAGAUCUGGAGAAACCCUGGCAGGAAGUGACUUAAGUAGCAAAGUGAUAGCCAUGCGAUGAAGAAAAAUUAGGGAAAUCUGGCCCACGUUAUUCCAACCGUCCAUGUGGAAGUCAUAUCUGCAUACUGAUGGUUUGGUCGGUAACAAAGCAAUUCAAAGCACCUGCAGGUUGAAUGAGUACUCAAGGUGUAGGCGGAAUAGUUUAGUUGAUCAAGUCCACAUAUUCUUAUGAUUCUUAGGAUAGCCAUCAUCCGUGACAACUUGACAAAAUGAUGACUUGAUUUUCUCGCUUUGGACUUAGUCUGAGAGCCAACUAACCCCAGAAAAAGCGAUUUUUUUAUCGACAAAAACAGGCAAAUUAAUCAUUGCUAAAGACCUCAUUCAGGCCCCCUGACAGAGGAAAACCGAGUUCUUCCCCGAACCCUCGAGUGGUUCUAGCACUCUAUC